Messenger RNA from Oryzias latipes (Japanese medaka), 4420 nucleotides. It is a transcript of the gene wdr31, whose product is annotated as WD repeat domain 31. Gene Ontology annotation, molecular function: protein binding. The record is from RefSeq and is a predicted model, not a curated record. NCBI's taxonomy places the organism in Eukaryota, Metazoa, Chordata, Actinopteri, Beloniformes, Adrianichthyidae.
CGAGUCACGUGACACACGAGCGGCUCUUUCCUAGAUACGAGAAAGCGUCGCUUCACGGUCGCUACGCAGAGGGGGCUGGGUUUGUUCUAGUUGAACGACACUUUUGUACCCUUUCUUACAACGUCAAACUACGAUGGCAUUCCGUGGGAUACGUCUUACUCCCGUUUUAACAGCGACCUUUCUAACUUUUACGCUGUGUAAAACACGUUUCAGUGCCACUGAUGAUCUCUCUUAGCAUGACCGGGAAAGAUUAGUUAGCAUGGCAAGGAUCUACUAACUCCACUUCAUACCGCGACCACACCUCCUAGAGACAGUGUGGCUGCAGGUUCCUGUAUCCAGACAUGGGCAAACUACAGAGCAAGUUUCGAAAGAGGUCUGACCGGUACAGAGCAUCUCAGGGAGAGAAGGCCGAGAACUCCUGUGACAGUCAGGUGCUGCAGUACGAACCAGCCCAUCACGGAUCCGUCAACACUGUGACUAACCUCAGCCCGGAUUUGUGUGUCUCUGGUGGGACUGACCAGGCUGUUGUAGUGUACGACUGGAGACAAGGCCGGACGUGUCAGUCCUUCCAGGGCCACAACCGAGAGGUUACCAAGGUGCUUUGUUAUCCAGGUAGUACAUGGAUCUUUAGUGCCUCACGGGACAAGACUGUUCUGAUGUGGGACCUAAACCAGGGAGACGAGCCCAUUCAAGAGUUUUGUGGGCACGAGUUGGUGGUUAAUGGGAUAGCUGUCAGCCCAGAUGGGACAAAGCUGUGCACGGGCUCUCGAGAUAACUGGAUGUGCCUGUGGGAUAUCGAAACUGCAAAAUGUGAACAGAGACACAAUAUCUCUAGAAACCUGGUGACUCAUGUUUGCUGGGUUCCGGCUAGCUCCUCUGUCGUCCAGACCUCUGAGGAUAAAACCAUAAGAGUCUGGGACAGCCGUUCAUGGCAGGUGACCAACACCUUUCCGGCUAAGCAAUACAUCCAGACACACUGUGACGUCUCUCCAAAUGGGAACUACUUGAUUUCCAGCAGCAACGGCUUUGGAGGCCAGGGGUGUGAAGCCACGCUGUGGGACCUGCGGCAGCCUGGCUGUAAAGUUGUGGAGUACAGAGGUCAUCUCCAGACCACAGCCUGCUGUGUGUUUCUGCCCGUUUGCUGUGGUGGCACGGCAAGAGUUGCAACUUCUUCUCAUGACAGCUCAGUCAAAAUAUGGGAUCAAAAUACAGCAGUUUGUCUUGGAACGCUGUCACUGGACGGUGCCGGUCCACUGGUUUCUCUGGCUCCCAGUGAUCUCAGCAAUAUAUUGUGUGCCAGCUUCAACUCUGGGCUUCACCAUAUCCAGCUGGAAGAAGGAUCGCAGGAGAACCAGGCUGCUGGUACCGGCUCAGGCGGCUCGGCAGGCCUGGACAUCAGAGUCGUGGCUCGUUUUUGAUAACACAAACAUCUCUUUUUUGAACAUAAUUAUCUAUUUUUGGCUUCAGGAAAAGCUUCCAUGUUAAGAACAAUGCAGAGGUGUAUGACAACGGGAACAGACGAUGUUUGGAGGCUGCAUCUUUUCUCGGUCAACGUUACAAAAUGAUCCGUUUGGCAAAGUUGUGAGGACUUGUUAGGAUCAAAACACUGGAUCAGUCUCUAAAAGGAUCUGGACAGAACCAUCCUGUUUGUUUGGGAAAGUUUUUGAACAUGAUCCACACAGGGCCACAAACUGACAACUUCAGACUGAACUACUUUGGUAUCACAGCAGAAUAGUUUAGGUUUUUUACAGUUCCUUAUUUUUCUUUUAAAAAUAAUGAACUACUGGUAAAAGAGGGCUUUGUACCAGUGCACCCUGGCUCUCGUCUGAUGAUUGAACUCCACUUGACAGAAAUAGUUAGAACCAGGUAUUAAAAAAAAACAGCUAUUGAAAGGUUCCUGUGCAGUUGACCUAUUGGUUACUGAAGAGGGUAAACCUGAAUGCAUACGUGUUAUUGGUUCCAGCAGCCUGUCACGUUCAGACGGGCAUUCCAGUCUCACUUUCUGCCAAUAUUGUUCAAAUUUUAACUGCUAUUAUUGAGAUGAGUGUUACUAGUUCUUAGCUGUGCAACUUGGUGGGAUAGAUUGAUCUUGACCUCUCAAAUUUGAGUCAAUCAUAAACGCAUUUGUCUCCUAGAACCAAAAAGAAAAAAACCCAAACACAGUGGAGAUCUUUUAAAAAUGACUAUUCAUUCAUGUUUUAAAGAAUGUCCUCUUUUUUUGUUAAAAAAAUCGAAUAAAUGACCUUAUUUAAUAUUUUUAAGCACUGCAUAUUUAAUUGAUAAUGUGAAACAGUACAGACAAAUUAGUUUUUAUAUUUAUAGAGCUAAACUACUUCUUCUAUAUAGUAAAGUUUACUUAGAGAAUCUGAAGCCACCUAUAACCUUUUAUUUUUUUUUGUAUAUUUACAAACUUUUUUGGUUGUAAACCAAUUGAAAAAAAAAAGAGAAAACAUUCCGUUAGAUGGAUUUUUACUAGUUUAAACGAAUAUCUGUGUUUCAUGUAGGAAAACAUUUCAUAUUUUGAUCAUUUUUACAGAAGCCACUUAGAGUUGAUCUUUUGCUGUGGUAACUUUGACCUUUGCAAUAUCAAACCACUAUGGAUAGAAUGAGUUAUUUUUUUUAAAUUAAAUGAUGUAACCAUAGCUUCCAUGUUGAUAUGUCAUAGUUAAAUUGUAAUUUUGGUCACUUCCUGCUUAAUACUGGCAAGAUGAAUUCCAUCAUGAUGUGUGUAAAGUGUUAAUGACGGAGCUUAGAAGAAAAUAUUCUGUUAAAUAUUCCUCUUUUUUUAGAUCUAAUAGAUCAAAUCUAAAGAAAUGUUUAGCAGUUUCAAUUUAAAUGACUUGAGACUUGCUAAAAUAAAAAAACUUCAUCUUGUAAUUCAGUAAUACUUUUUUGUAGUGUGGUUCUUUUCAGCAAAGCGUUUUAUUCGGAUCAUCAGGGGUCUAACGUUCCAAAUACCUUCAUACCCUCUUUAUGAACUGUUCACUUGUUGCCAUUAUAUGUAAUAGCUACAAAACUCACUACUGCCACCUACUGUCAAGAAAAUGCUUAGAUCUAAAAUGAAUGCCAAACGAGUUUUUUUCAAAACGUCACUUUUAUGCAUAUUUAAUUCUGGAGCUGUUUAUUGUAAGUAGGUUGUAUUUUAUUUUUCUUAAGAAGAAAGAAAACCAAGAGGACAUUCAGGUACAUAGUACUGCACUGUUUAUUCAAAUCUGGACCUCAUUUUCACUCUGUCAACACACACACACACACAAAACUACACAAAAAAACAUUAAAGGUUUACAUGUUAAGACACUUCAACUGACAGCAGAACAGUUUGGUUUUUUUUACAAGUUGCUUUUUUUAAAGAAACAAAGAUAAAAAAUAUAUCAAAAUACCUCCUGGAAACAAAACACAAAGCAUUUGUGCUCACGAGAGUCAUCAAUGCCUCAUGUAAGAAAAUUCAACACAAAAAUAAGAAAAGCUGGAGAAAUACAGUACAGUGAAAAUCACAUGAUGGCAUUUCAUUCAUCAGACCUUAGACAUCAAAUAAAUAUCUUUCAUCAGCAACAUGUGAGAUCUAAACCCAGUGAUGAAGUGUUCCGUCUCCUUUAGUCUGAAUUGAGUGUUUUAAAAAAAUGCCAGAGAACUUUAAAAGAAACAAACAACAAAAACAAAAUGUCUACUUUAUGCAGUUUUCAGUGCUUGAAUAUAAGAUUUCACAGACAUCUUUCUGAAUUUCAAACCAGCUAAAAUACAGAAACAAGAAGAUUGGACUACUAAGACCUUAAGACCCACUCAACAUCUUCCAAAGACGGCAUUUUUGUGCACCAAAUAUCUUUAGUUAAACCUCGUCUCUCAACUUCAGGCGUUCAUAUGUUCACAGGCUGACCUGUGGGCUCUCAGCACAUCCCAAGACACCACAAUCAAGUGAGCUGCCUCUCUGUUAAAAGAAAUGGACGUAGGGGUCAGGAUCUGUGAUAGAGCACCAACACCAUCGCACAAUGAUGGACAGCUAGAAUCCAGAUCAAUCCCAUCAUUUUAAAGAGGUUAGGAGUGAAAAAAAGAAAAAAAAUCAAACUCUUCAAAAGUACAAUCCGGUUCUGGAUAAUCUGACAGAACAAAUCUGAUAUCUCCACUGAAGCGGUCAACAAUAUCAUUAUGAUCAGUGUAUCAAUAAAGGCAGCAUGCAUCACAAUUUAAUAUCUAUCACACAGGUCAGGCAUGACACCUGGGUGGUGGAAAAAGAACAAUUGAUUUAAAGCUUCCAAAGAAUGACAAAUAAAACAAAAACCCAAACACUUAAACGUGGCAGAACUGGUCUCCUUUUUCAAACAGGAAGUCUGACCUCUGAACUCCCACAGUGGAGAACAAAACAUCUCCCAUGUUUUGGUGGUUCACCAGAAAAAAGGAAUGCUCCUAACAUUAGCAUAAAAAAAAA